Molecule: messenger RNA, 1639 nt
Organism: Asparagus officinalis (garden asparagus)
Lineage: Eukaryota; Viridiplantae; Streptophyta; Magnoliopsida; Asparagales; Asparagaceae
Product: phytoene synthase, chloroplastic
Exons: 7
Coding region: 365-1639 (424 amino acids)
Biological process (GO): carotenoid biosynthetic process
Molecular function (GO): geranylgeranyl diphosphate synthase activity
Source: RefSeq, a predicted model, not a curated record
UUCUAUUGAAUUGAUAAGAGUUGAGUGGUUCUCAACUUUUGUAAGCUAGAGGUUUGAGUACAUUCCCUAGAAUAAACUUUGUGGGCUUUUUCUGGGUCUCUCCUCUCUCUCUCUCUCUCUCUCUCUCUCUCUCUCUCUCUCUCUCUGUUAUGUUAAAACUGCAAGCCUUCAUCAAUGGUUUGAACAAAACAGAGGACUCUUAAUUAGUCUCCUCUGCUCUCAGAGCAAGAAUUUCGAGGGUACCUACUGUCGGGGAGGCGGAGAGAGAGAGAGAGAUCCUGCAUAUCUAGAAAGAAAAGAUUGCCUUGAAUCCAAACAAGGAAUUCAAAUCAGAUUCAUUGGUUUCACUUUCAGUCUAGUAAGCAUGGCGGUUGCGCUAUUACGAUUAAUUUCACCUGUAGAAAUCCCCAGUGGUCUUAAUUCUUCAGAGGCAAUCAGAGGAAAAGUUUGGAGCCCGAAGUAUGACAAUCUUCAUCGAAAGAAACCUACUUGGAGCUUGUGCUCAGUGUACACAGACUCAAAGUAUGCUUGCGUCGGUUUUGAGCCUGAGAACAAUGGAAAUUUCCUGAUCCGAUCGAGCUUGGUUGCAAAUCCCGCAGGAGAAGUUGCUAUUUCUUCGGAGCAGAAAGUUUAUGAUGUUGUAUUGAAGCAGGCUGCUUUGGUUAAGGAUCAAAGGAGGAAGAUGAACACAUUAAUUGAUGUGAAGCCUGAUAUGGUUGUGCCCGGGACUUUGUAUUUGCUUAGAGAAGCUUAUGAUCGCUGCGGCGAAGUUUGUGCAGAGUAUGCCAAGACCUUUUACUUGGGGACACUGUUGAUGACUCCUGAGAGGAGAAGGGCCAUUUGGGCAAUAUAUGUUUGGUGUAGGAGAACCGAUGAGCUCGUUGAUGGGCCUAACGCUUCACAUAUUACGCCUUCGGCCCUCGACAGAUGGGAGACGAGGCUGGAGGAUCUCUUUGCUGGCCGGCCAUAUGAUAUGUUUGAUGCAGCUUUAUCAGAUACAGUAUCGAGAUUUCCUGUAGAUAUACAGCCAUUCAAGGAUAUGAUUGAAGGAAUGAGGAUGGAUCUCAAGAAAUCAAGAUACAAUAACUUUGACGAGCUUUAUCUCUAUUGCUAUUACGUAGCAGGGACUGUAGGUUUGAUGAGUGUUCCUGUGAUGGGCAUCGCUCCAGAAUCACUAGCAACAACUGAGAGCGUCUAUAACGCUGCUUUAGCUUUAGGAAUAGCAAAUCAGCUGACAAAUAUACUCAGAGAUGUUGGUGAAGACGCAAGAAGAGGAAGAAUAUAUCUACCCCAAGAUGAGCUAGCUCAGGCUGGUCUUUCUGAUGAAGAUGUAUUCAAUGGAAAAGUUACAGAUAAAUGGAGAAAUUUCAUGAAGAAACAAAUUAAGAGGGCAAGGAUGUUCUUUGAAGAAGCUGAGAAAGGAGUAACUGAGCUCAGCCAAGCUAGUAGAUGGCCGGUGUGGGCUUCUUUACUACUGUAUCGUCAGAUAUUGGACGAAAUUGAAGCAAAUGACUACAAUAAUUUCACAAAGAGGGCAUAUGUAAGUAAAGUAAAGAAGUUAGCAGCGUUGCCAGUUGCAUAUGGUAGAUCAUUGAUUAGCCCUUUAUCGGUAAGGCAGUCGAGCGUCUUGAAAGCUUGA